AUGACGUCGAAAGUUAUUAUCGUCACUGGGAUUGGUGCCGCAGUCGCCCACCACCUCGCCCAUCACCACCACCUCGUCCUCAUCGCCCGCACCCACGACGCCCUCGCCCGCGUCGCCGCCACCUUCCCCGCCGACCGCGUGCGCAUCGUCGCCGGCGACCUCAGCGACCCGUCCGUCGCGCAGAAGGCCGUCGACGUGGCGAUCGCGGCGUGGAAGCGCGUCGAUGGACUAGUGGUCAAUCAUGGGGUGUUGGAUCCGAUUAAGCGGGUUGGCGAGGCGGAGGUAGGGGAGUGGCGGGCGGCAUUUGAGGUGAAUUUCUUCUCGGCAGUGGGAAUGAUUCAGGCGGCGUUGCCAGCGCUUCGGGAGUCCGGGGGGAAUAUCGUCAUCACGUCGUCGGGGGCGGCGGUGGGUGCGUACAGCACCUGGGGCGCGUACGGAGCGAGCAAAGCGGCGCUGAAUCACCUGGCCAUGACGCUGGCGGUGGAGGAGCCGAGCAUCACGACGGUGUCCAUCCGGCCGGGCGUGGUGGAUACGGAGAUGCAGCGGGAGAUACGUGAGGUGCAUCAGACGAUCAUGGAUAAGAAAGACGCGGACAAGUUUGCGGCAUUGAAGAUGGAGGGCGGGUUGUUGCCCCCGGAGAAGCCUGGACAUGUCAUUGCGAAGUUGGCACUGGGGGCACCGAAGACGUUGAGUGGAGGAUUUAUGAGUUGGAAUGAUACUGCGCUUGCGGAAUUCCAGGACUGA
Messenger RNA from Eremomyces bilateralis CBS 781.70, 744 nucleotides. Its product is annotated as short-chain dehydrogenase/reductase. The transcript has 4 exons. The record is from RefSeq and is a predicted model, not a curated record. Gene Ontology annotation, molecular function: oxidoreductase activity, acting on NAD(P)H, oxygen as acceptor. NCBI's taxonomy places the organism in Eukaryota, Fungi, Ascomycota, Dothideomycetes, Eremomycetales, Eremomycetaceae. Gene Ontology annotation, cellular component: intracellular anatomical structure. The coding region runs from base 1 to 744 and encodes 247 amino acids.